AUGUCGUUCAAAACAGUUGUGAGAAGUUUACGAACUCUAAGUUAUGUUGGAAGUUAUAAGAAAAUACGGGAUCGCCCUUACAAGUUCUACUGCGCUGCAAUACUCGGCACUGGAUACAUAGCAUACAGCCAAAUGAAACGAAACAAGGCAGAAAUGAAAGAAAUAAUUCAAUUGAAGAACUACAUGGCAGAACCCAUCACACCACUGUCUCAGUUGGAAAAGAACCAAGAUGAUAUGAAAACACAGAUGGAACUGCUUAUAAUGAGAAUACAGGCUGAGUUCUGUAGGGCUCUCGAGAAAGAGGAAGACCAGGAGGCUAAGUUCAAAGUGGACAGGUGGACAAGAAAGGAGGGGGGUGGAGGGAUAACUUGCGUGCUGCAAGACGGUCGCGUGUUCGAGAAGGCCGGCGUCAACAUCUCCGUGGUGCAUGGCAAACUGCCGCCCGCAGCCGUGCAGCAGAUGCGAAGCAGAGGAAAGAACCUACAGUCGUCAGAGCUGCCGUUCUUCGCAGCGGGCGUGAGUGCAGUCAUCCACCCGAGGAACCCGAUGGUCCCCACCAUACACUUCAACUACCGCUACUUCGAAGUACAGGAUAAAGAUGGUGUACAGUGGUGGUUCGGCGGGGGUACGGACUUGACCCCGUACUACCUGAAUGAAGAAGACGCCGUACAUUUCCACCUCACCCUCAAGCACGCUUGCGACGAACACGACCCCUCUUACUACCCUAAGUUCAAAAAAUGGUGCGACGACUACUUCACGAUAACGCAUCGCGGCGAACGGCGAGGAGUUGGCGGUAUCUUCUUCGACGACGUGGACUACCCCAGUCAGAAAGAGGCCUUCAAUUUCGUCACGUCUUGUGCCGAGGCUGUCAUACCCAGCUAUAUGCCUCUUGUGCAACGGCACAAGGACGACGCGUAUGGCUACCACGAGCGCCAGUGGCAGCUCCUGCGUAGGGGAAGAUACGUGGAGUUCAACCUAAUCUACGACCGCGGCACCAAGUUCGGCCUGCACACGCCCGAAGCCAGAUACGAGUCCAUACUCAUGUCCCUGCCACUCAACGCGAAAUGGGAGUAUAUGCAUGAACCGAAGCAGAAUUCACCUGAAGAGAAACUCAUGAAGGUCCUCAAAGAGCCGAGGGAUUGGCUCAACAUCGAGAGGAAUCAGCGUGCCACUGCGUAA
This is a messenger RNA of Parnassius mnemosyne (clouded apollo), 1179 nucleotides long. NCBI's taxonomy places the organism in Eukaryota, Metazoa, Arthropoda, Insecta, Lepidoptera, Papilionidae. The record is from the annotation of a GenBank genome assembly.